Xyrichtys novacula (pearly razorfish) is the source of this 25821-nucleotide messenger RNA. The record is from the annotation of a GenBank genome assembly. NCBI's taxonomy places the organism in Eukaryota, Metazoa, Chordata, Actinopteri, Labriformes, Labridae.
AUGGCGGUAAACCUGGACAAGGAAGCGUACUACCGCCGGAUCAAGAGAUUAUACGGCAACUGGAAGGUAAAAAUACGAUCGUUUCGAAUCGUGUUUUGGAGUUAAAAUUGAUUCAGAGAUGGAAAAAGUGAGAUUUGUUGGAGAUGCCCACCGCUGAGCCGCGUUUUUUCCAACCGAGUGAGCUGACUCUGUUGUCGGCAUGAGUGGUGAUGUUCCCCCGCUUGCUCCAGCACCCACACCCGGGGAGGCGAAGAGGGCCUAAGUCCGGGAGACUCCCUCGAUUUAUCCACCCUGAAACUCUCACUUAACUCGACAUAUUUUAAAAGACGACCCCCUAUUCCUGUUUCUUGUACUAAAGUCGCUUGCUAACUUAUGCUAACUAUCAUCAUUAGCCCCCCAUUCACCACAUUAGCGGCUAGCUCGUUAGCUAUCAAGUUUGCUAACGAAGCGGCUAAACGUAGUGAAGCAGCGUGUGCUAAUACAGGUAAUUAGUGUUAAAGUGAUCACAAGAAGUCAUAUAACCCUCAAAUGUGAUGAGUUUUAGUCUGUUGAGGUGUUAAACGUUACUAUCAGCACGCAAAGCUCGUUGUAUGCUAAUGUUAGCAGGCUAAUUAGCAUCAGAAUAACGCCAGCAUCACAGUAACAUGUGCAGGAUGUGACUGCAGGAUCCGAACCGUGACUUUACUCUGUGUCCUGUCUGUUUGAGGAGAUUUAACCGGCUAAUGUAGUAACUUUACAGUUGGAAAGUUUUAUUUUCAGAAGUUCAACAAUGUGUUGCUACUUGUUUUAUUGUAUUUCUUGAAAUAUUGCAGCCACAACACGGAGAAAAGCAGCUUAAAUGCGUUUCACGGCCCUAAUUUAUCAUCCUAACCUGUUAGGGAUGUUUAUUUCUGCACGUUUUAGAGUUUUAACUCAACUCUGAUACUGCUUUAAAACUUAUAAGAGUACUGCAGGCCAAUAGUUAUAAGAUAAAGUACAUGGAGUUAUAGUCAGACAAAGUGGGUUAAAGCUAGUUUUGGACUGAUUCAGCUUUUAUCAGUGGCCUAUUCUGAAGCCCGUCAGACAAUGACUUAAAGGGUUAUUCAGGCGUAGAAUAAAUGUAGGGUCAAACACACGUAACACCCAGUUAGACACCCCCUCCAGAGAUGAAUGUUGUUGACCGCUUGCUUCUCUAGUUAUACCAACUUUAGUAACGACCGCACGAUAGCAAUACACAGCGGUCUAGGUCUCCACGCGCAAAACGCCACAAAUGAUGCUCGGAACAGUUCCUAACUUCAUCAACAGUACAUUUAGGGUCCCAGCCAUCAAACAUCUUUUUAACUUUGCCUGUUUUUUUUUUUUUUUUUAGUAAAGAGACUAAACCCAGCUCACCUACUCUCCUCCAGCAGCCGCUUGUUUGUAGCGAGACCUCAGGCCAGUCCAUUACGGAUUGCAGCGGGGUGACGCAGCUCAAGGAAGAACAUUUAUGAUCAUUACUUUAUCAUUUCCUUGAAGUAAUAAUCACCAUAUUAAUCAUUUUACACUGCAGACGCGGUAGUUCUUCCGUCUUAGCGUCUCGGUCUGAUUGUAUUUCCAUGAAGAAAUGAUCAUAAAUGUUCUUCCUUGAGCUGCGAAACUCCGCUGUAGUCCAUAAUGGACUGGCCUGAGGUCUCUCUACUAACAAGCAGCUGCUGGAAGAGAGUAGGUAAGUUGUGUUUAGUCUCUUUUCGCAGAAAUUGGGCAAAGUUAGAUGUUUGGUGGCUAGUACUAUAGCUGUGACCCUAUAUGUCCUGUUGAUGAAGUUAGGUGCUGUUCUGAACAUUAUUUGUGGCUAUAGAGUGGCAGAAAUGACCGCUGUGUAUUGCUAGCGUGCGGUCGUUACUAAAGUUGGUAUAACUAGAGAAGCAAGCGGUUGGCAACAUUCAUCUCCCGAGGGGAUGUCUAACUGAGUAUUAAGGUGUGUUUGACACUAAAUUAAUUUUACGUCGUUAUAUCCCUUUUAAAUGUGAUGCUAAUAACAGAUUUGAUAUUUUAACAUACAAAUCUAUUAUUUAUUUAUCAUAAUUGUUUUAUUUGGAAAAUCCUAUAGUGGCUGACACCUACCCCCUCACACCAGUUUCAUGCAUAAAAACGGAGAUAUAGAAAUAGCCAGUCUUAUCAGGGGUGGUAUUGUUUGCUUUUGGAUGUCAUAAAAAGGCAUCAAAAUCAAAUUUUAGUCUAUUUUGUAAAUGUCAAGGUCCUCAAAGGAGCUUUAAGUGUAUGAAUGGGCCUCGUCAGCACAGUCAUCAACCAAUUAUUUCAAAGUGCCAUCAAUCAGACAGACCAGUUAAAGGCAAACAAGACCAUCACGGGCACAAUUGAGGAGUUUUAUGCUGUUAUUUUGAGGAAGGCUCAUCACAUUUAAUGAUUGAUGCUUGUCUGUGUGUUUUCCAGAAAGGCGAGGAUGAGUUUGGCAAAGUCGAUGCCAUCGUGGUGUCCGUUGGGGUGGACGAGGAAAUCGUUUACGCCAAAUCUACGGCCAUACAGGUAUUUGAAAGUGUCAGUUUCAGCAGCAGCAGGAUAACAUCACUGAUGUGUUCAAGUGUAACCCCAUAACUCUGUGUUUGUUUCUUCUACUAGACGUGGCUGUUUGGCUAUGAGCUGACAGACACCAUCAUGGUGUUUUGUGACACCAAGAUUAUCUUCCUCGCUAGCAAGAAGAAGGUGGAUUUCCUCAAACAGGUGGCGGUAACGAAAGGAAAUGAGAACGCCAACGGUGUCCCACCCAUCACUCUGCUCACCAGGGAAAAGGUAACCUCUGAGAAACACAGACAGUAAUCAUAGUUUUUGUCAGUUUUUGUUGAUCUGCUUCGUCCUGGGGUUGGUUUGUUCUGCUUGUGAAGUUCAUAUCAGAUUUCUAACUGUUUCCAAUGUUUGUAUCCGUCAGAAUGAAAGCAACAAAGCCAACUUCGACAAGAUGAUCGAGGCGAUCAAAGGCAGCAGAGAAGGAAAGACGGUGGGCAUCUUCAGCAAAGACAAAUUCCCCGGAGAGUACAUGAAGAGCUGGAAUGACACUCUUGGCGCCGAGGGACUGGAGAAGGUAAGAAGCGAUCUGACACCCGACUUUAGAUCAAAACUUUUCAUUCUUCUAUCUCACAAACUUUUUUCUAUGCGUCCCCUCUGCAGGUGGACAUCAGCGCUGUGGUCGCGUACACGAUGGCGGUGAAGGAGGACGGUGAGCUGGGAUUGAUGAAGAAAGCGGCGGCCAUCACCAGCGAGGUUUACUCCAAGUUCUUCAAAGAGCGCGUCAUGGAGAUCGUGGACGCAGAUGAGGUGAGGAGGAGGAGGAGGAGCAGACUGACGUUGAAAGGAAUCAUUCUUUGACAAAUUCAACCUACACUGACAUUCUGUUUGCUUUGUUCCACUGAUUUGUUUCCUCUCUGCUCCUGCAUGUGUCCAGCCUUGAAAACUUUUGUGGAAAAAAAGGCAAAUAAGCUUUAAAAAUUAAGUUUUGCCUGUUUGUCGACUGGCUCCAUUUAAUCACAACUGCUAAAACGUUAGCUUUUUAGUUUCAGUCCAAGAGUUUCAGGCAGAGAUUUAAGAAACUAAAAAAACUGAGAUGCUGUGAAGUCUCCAUGACUUUCUGCUGUAUGUAAAUUUUUAAAAAGAUUGAAUAUUAAUUAAAUUAUCCCAAAGAUGCAAAAACUGGUAUUUUCUGUGUAGAGCAGAUUAGUUUUCGUCCCAUAAAUGAAGUUUUUUGACCAUUUUUUGAAACUCUUUUCUCUUCCCGUCCUGUAGAAAGUGCGCCACAGUAAGCUGGCGGAGUCGGUGGAGAAGGCGAUCGAGGAGAAGAAGUAUCUCGGCGGCGCAGAUCCCUCCACGGUGGAGAUGUGUUACCCUCCCAUCAUCCAGAGCGGGGGCAACUACAGCCUCAAGUUCAGCGUCGUCAGGUGAGUCAUAAAGACAUAAAUUUGUUCAAAUUCACAUAAAACUUUUUGAAUUUUUACCAGUUUGUAGCUGUCUUGAAGACUGAUCCGAUUCUUUCUUGUUCCUCCAGCGAUAAGAACCACAUGCAUUUCGGCGCCAUCACGUGUGCCAUGGGGAUCCGCUACAAGUCGUACUGCUCCAACCUGGUACGGACCCUCAUGGUGGACCCUUCUCAGGAGAUGCAGGACAACUACAACUUCCUGCUGCAGGUGGAGGAGGAGCUGCUGAAAGAGCUUAAACACGGUGGGUUCAGCAAACGAUAAAAUAUCAUGAAAGAAACCUCUUAAUCUGUCAAUUAGAGAGCUUGUUUUUGCUCACAAAUGUUCACUGAAACCUAAUAAAGAGGAGAAAGAGUAUCAAGUUUAUUUGUUGAUUGUAAGAUUUGUUGUCCAUUUCCUCCACAGGUGUGAAAAUCUCCGACGCCUACAACACUGUCCAGGAGUACGUAAAGAAAGAGAAGUCAGACCUCUUGGCAAAGCUGACCAAAAACCUCGGGUAAUCCCCCCCUUCCUUUCCACUUUUUAAAAAAAUGUAUAUUUGUUUUAUGUACUUUUAUAGAAACUUGUUGAAUUUUCUUUUGUUGUUGGUGUUUUUUGCAGCUUUGCGAUGGGAAUCGAGUUCAGAGAAGGCUCUUUGGUUUUGAACGCUAAAAAUCAGUACAAACUGAAAAAAGGUGAGGGUAUUUUCGUGGUUACAUGUAGCACUACUUCACUCUGUAUGGAAUUAAACAGUUAAAGGAACAAAGCACAAAAAAUUGAACCAAAGCUGGUGCGUCUUUCUCCCAGGAAUGGUGCUGAACAUCAGUUUGGGCUUCGCUGACCUUGUGAACAAAGACGCCAAGAAGGAGGAGCAGAAGAAGUAUGCGUUGUUCAUUGGAGACACGGUACAGAUCAAUGAGGUGAGACACACUGACAGGUAACAAGUCGAAGUUUAAAUCGUCCAAACAACGACUCGAUCAAGUGUUUGUAAUAAAUCCGUAAAUGUUUGUGUAACAGGAGGAGGCGGCCACGAUACUCACACCAGUCAAGAAAAAGAUCAAAAAUGUGGGAAUCUUCCUGAAGGUGAGUUUCUUUUCUCGAUACCUCACUAUUUAUAAAUUGGCAGAUGAAGUAAAAGUUUAUUUUUAUUGACUUUUUGUGUAACCAUGAUAAUAAAUCUUUGAUGCCUCAUAAAAAAACACGUGUUGGUGUAUUAUUUUUUAAAAAAAAAAUUUGGUCAUAAUCAAGAGAAGUCGCAGCUUUCUGUUUCUGAAACAUCCUUUGUUUCCUUAAAUAUGCAGUUCCCCAAACUUCCACUAGAGGCUAGCCCCAAAAGUGUGUCAAUCUCCAUAGAUCUGCAUUAAAACACUUCCAUCUUAAAAGAUUACAUUCCAAAUAAAGUAGAUGUCUUCAUUUGUAACAUUUAUGGGGUUUUUAUUAUAGAAGAUGAAGACGUUGAGGGAUGUUCUGCUCGACUUUCUCUUUGGUUUAAUUUUCUUUUUCUUAAAAUCUUCUGUUUUUCCCUCUAAGAAUGACGAUGAAGAGGACGAGGAGGAGGAAGGAGACGAUGCAGAGGAGCUGCUGGGGAAAGGAGCUCGCAGCGCCGCCCUGCUGGCCGACAGAACCAGGGUAAGAACGAAGGAGGGUUUGUGUUCAGAUUUGUGUUGCUCUGUCUCCUUGGCUGGUGUUAAUAACUAAAGAUGUGAAUGUCUUUGUACUCUAUCAGCUACUGGGGAAGGUAAGUAUUUACCGUUUCUACUCCAAUCUCAUCGACUGGACUGGUUCAGUUUUGAGAAUUUACGUAUUGACAGGGAAAAUUUUUGUCGUUUUUUUAGUUGAGUUGUUUCUUUUGUGUGUUUGCUUUUAUUUUUCUGACCAUUAAAGCACACGUCUGUAACCUGCAUGUAUUCUCUUUUGUUUUCUCCCAUUCUCUGUUGAUAAAAAAUAAUAACCGUCCUCUGGUGUGGAUGUGUGAUCACUCAACUGUGUGUGUUGUUGAACUCAGAACGAAAUGACGGCGGAGGAGAAGAGGCGGGCCCACCAGAGGGAGCUGGCUGAUCACCUGAACGAAGAGGCCAGGCGCCGUCUGACAGAGCAGAAGGGAGAGCAGCAGAUCCAGAAGUGAGUGUAAAAGCCAAACCUGUUCUCUGAAUAAUCUUUGUUUUGAAACGUAAAGAUCAAAGUCAGCGGUGAGAAAAUGCGUUGUGGAUUCAGUCGUGUAAUUAACUUCCUGUUCGUUGAUUGAGUCUGCUCUCUGUUCCCUUCAGGGCCAGGAAAUCUAAUGUGUCCUACAAGAACGUCUCUCAGAUGCCUCGAGAAAAAGACAUCAGGGAGAUGAAGAUCUUUAUCGACAAGAAGUACGAGACCGUCGUCAUGCCCGUGUUUGGUAUCGCCACGCCGUUCCACAUCGCCACCAUCAAGGUAGGCUGAUAUACACCUUUGUUCUUCUUGUAUUCGUCCUCCUUUUUUCAAAAGUCAUUGACGUUUUCCUUUUUUGUUCUUUCUAACUCCCGUCCAGAACAUCAGUAUGUCUGUAGAAGGAGACUACACCUACCUGAGAAUCAACUUCUACGUCCCCGGCAGCUCUCUUGGGAGACAGGAGGGGAACAUUUUCCCCAACCCUGAAGCAACGUUUGUCAAAGAAAUGUGAGUCCAAACUUGAUGCAAAGUGAUCGUAUGGAAUCUAAUUUGAUGGAAUACUCCUUUAACCGUAUUUUUGCCUUGCAGCACGUACCGAGCGUCCAACCUGAAAGCUCCCGGUGACACUUCAGUGCCCUCCACAAACCUCCAGAACGCUUUCCGCAUCAUCAAAGAGGUCCAGAAGCGCUAUAAGACAAGAGAGGCCGAAGAGAAGGAGAAGGAAGGCAUCGUCAAGCAGGACUCGCUGGUCAUCAACCUCAACCGCAGCAACCCCAAACUCAAGGACCUCUACAUUAGACCCAACAUCGCUCAGAAGAGGAUGCAGGGUUCGCUGGAGGCGCAUACCAACGGUGAGGCAGCAGGAAAUCACCUCCUCAGACAAACAAACAGGAUUGUGGUUAGAGUGAAGAUUAAAAACUGGGUCUUCUGUCUGCUCAGGUUUCCGUUUCACGUCAGUACGUGGUGAUAAAGUCGACAUCCUUUACAACAACAUCAAACACGCCAUCUUCCAGCCAUGUGACGGGGAGAUGAUCAUCGUACUGCACUUCCACCUCAAGGUACUAAAGACUUAAGGGUUCUGUUAAUAUUGGCGUUAAGAGCAGGCAGGGACGAACAGUGCCCUUAAAGAAAUCUUGAGAGUCGGCAUAUUUAGUGUCUUUCAAGGUUGAGGUUACCACUUUAUCCAACACAUCAACUUCAGGGUUGCUCACUCUCGAUUUACUCCCUCCAGAACGCCAUCAUGUUCGGAAAGCGCCGCCACACAGACGUCCAGUUCUACACGGAGGUCGGGGAGAUCACGACAGACUUGGGCAAACACCAACACAUGCACGACAGAGACGACCUGUAUGCUGAGCAGAUGGAGCGCGAGAUGAGGCACAAGCUCAAGUCGGCCUUCAAGAACUUCAUCGAGAAAGUGGAGACGCUGACGAAGGAGGAGCUUGAGUUCGAGGUGCCCUUCAGAGACCUCGGGUGAGUGCGUUAGAGUCCUGGAACAACAGGAUCGUGGCAAACUCUUCAAGAAGUUGUACUGAUUGUUUUGGCUGAUGUCUUUAAAGGUUCCAGGGCGCCCCCUACAGGAGUACCUGCCUGUUGCAACCAACAUCCAGUUCACUCGUAAACGUCACUGAAUGGGUGAGUGAGCAAACUAAAACCCCGGCAUGGUAAAACUUUUUAACACUACCGGGCAUGACUCUAUAAAAGUGAUGUGUGUUGGUCUUUAGCCGCCGUUUGUGGUGACUCUGGACGAGGUGGAGCUGGUCCACUUUGAGCGUGUGCAGUUCCACCUGAAGAACUUCGAUGUGGUCAUCGUCUACAAGGACUACAACAAGAAAGUGACCAUGAUCAACGCCGUGCCAAUCAACUCCCUCGACCCCAUCAAGGAAUGGCUCAAGUAAGACGGGACCAACAGGGAAGGGAUCGAAAAUACCCAAACGGCCUGUUCCCGACUCGGACUUCUUCUGUGGUUAACUCACUUUUUGACUCUUCUUCUCAGCUCCUGCGACAUCAAGUACACGGAGGGAGUGCAGUCGCUGAACUGGACGAAGAUCAUGAAGACCAUCGUAGACGAUCCAGAGGGAUUCUUUGAGCAGGGAGGCUGGUCUUUCUUGGACCCAGAAAGCGAGGUAUGGUUGUUAGCGCAAAAAAAGUACACUGCAGGCUGACCAUACAUAUAUUUGUAAUUAAAUCCUUUUUUUGCUGUAUCUUGUUUUUGUCUCAGGGAAGCGGCGCUGAGGAAGACUCCGAGUCAGAAAUGGAAGAUGAAACAUUCAACCCGUCUGCUGAUGAAGAGGAAGAGGAGGAGGAAGACAGUGACGAGGACUACAGCUCAGAGACGGAGGACUCUGGUACGCCGUUAUGUCAUUAAACUCUGCAGUGAACAAAGAAUAAAAAAUCAGAUGAUUGUUGGACUUUAUUUUAAAGGACGAAAUCAGAUUGAUUAAUCGCUGUUUGCUUUAAUAGAGGAUUACAGCGCAUCGAUGGGCAGUGAGGAAGAGAGCGGGAAAGACUGGGACGAGCUGGAGGAAGAGGCCAGAAAAGGUACAUGUUUGCACCUGUUGAAUAUGCAGUCUUAGUGACCUGCUCUAAUCUAUAUAUAUAUAAGGGUAAAUGAGAAAUUAGUUGGUUCUUACCAUGAUUUAGGUCACCUGAAAUUAUUCAAAACAUCAACAAUCAGUCAAAACACCAUCUUGUCCUGUGAUAGUUGAAAUAAGAAAUUGCAAAACGCCCUGACUUGACUGCAGCUGAAUUUUUAUCAUUUUUGUGAGGGAAAGAUAAAAGUUAAAAACUUUCAGGUUCAAGAAAAUUCCCAGUGAGUCCAAAAUGUCAUUCUAAGAACACAGUAUCUUGAAAGGAACAGGCAAUUCCUUUUAAGAUACUGUGUUUUCUUGUUGUUACCUGUGGACGAACUCACUUUUUGCAGCAGUUUUCCAAAUUUUCUGCUCUUUGUAGUUAACAUGAUGAGGUUGUUUCAGUCAUUUAAAGAGGGACAGGGUUUCUGCUGGGUCUUUAAAAGUCUUAAACGUAUAAAUUCAAUAAUUUGGAUUUAGGCCUUAAAAUGACUAAAAUUCACUUAAAACCUCACAAAAUAUCUUAAAUACAAAUUUGAAAGGUCUUGAAAAUGUUUUGAUGUGACUUACCAAAAGAUUUAUUUUGAGUUAGUUAGAAAUGUUCCGAUUUCCCUUCCCGUCUUUUGUACUUUUUUUGCCAGUAUGGAUGUAAAAUGGAUCUUAAACUGUUUUCAUUAUGGUCUUAAAAAAGUCUUUUAAAUUUGACUUGUUGAAACCCGCAGAAACCCUUUUAAGGGGUGUUGUGCUUAUUAUUUUGUCUUUAAUAAUGUCCCUAAAGCUUCUUAGCAGCUUUAGAUUUAGAGUUCAUAAAAUGUAAGUCUCAGCAUUCUGGAAGCCUCGUUCACUGUUGCCAUGCAGAAAAGUUCUGUUUCUUUUUAUAAAAGGACAAAUGAGUCACUGUUUGGUGAUGUCACAAAUCUCAUUGAUCUCCCUGAAUGUAACUUUUUGAACAUUCCGAACUUCUUUUAUUCCAUUCAACACACAUUUAUCUUGAAGUCUGAUACUUUGUUUAUGUAAACAUUCUAACCAUAGACUGUAUAUAGAAUGGACACGCUACUGCGCAAGUGGUGGAGUGCGUACAACGCCACUGCGCAAUGUUGGUUUUAGAAAGUGAAGAAAAAACGCGGAAUUAAGGCUAAAAUGUACAGAAUGCGUAUUUAGAGUGUGGCAGCAGCGUCGUGUAUCACGCAGCAAAGCAUACAGGACGUGUUUCAGCUCCCUCGCAGCAUCGUACCAUGUUGUUUCCUCUAUACUGAGCCCAGCUGCUAAAUACGGAUCCUGUAUGUUUUUGGCUUUACCAACAGCUUUUUGGCUUCAGUUCCGUAUUUUGGCGGAAUUUUGUCCAUAGUAUAUACAGUCUAUGAUUGUAACUUAACACCUGUUUUCAAAAUAUGAAAAAAAGACAAAUACAGCCUCCCUCCAUGUUGAGUGUCUUGUUAAAAAAAACAAAAAUGGGUAUUUUGUCGCCCUCUAGCUGACAGAGAGAGUCACUACGAGGAUGAGGACACGUCCAACAAGAAGAGAAAGGUCCAAACAGAGCACCCCCGCAGCAAGAAGAAGAGAAGACAUUAAAUGUUUUUCACACAAACAAAUACACAUGCACACACACACACACUCGCACACUCACACACACACAUACUGCCAAACCUAGAUGACCCUUGACCCUUUCUUUUUACCCUCUCCUGACCCGCACACCUACACAAACAUACACAAUGUGUAUAUAGACGUUAGCAGCCCCUGAAUUUGGUGUUGGUCAGUGAUGUUGUAAUGAGAAGAGAGAACCUGGCGGGACACACAUACACACACAAAAACACACACACACCUCAUUUGUUAGUUCUUUUCCUCCUCAUUCCUUCCUCAUUCUCUCUUUUGUGUCCUCCUCUCGUCUCCUUUUCAUCCAUCCAUCAGGGUUUAGUGUUUGUGUGUCUGUGUGUGUGUGCGUGCGUGCAUGUGUGUUUAAAUGGGUUUUUAUUAGAGCGUUGUUCAUUUUCGUUUCUUGACUAACGGAUAAUAAAAGAAAAGACUUGAGAAGAUUCUGCCAAGUGUUUUUAUAUCAACAGAGAAAAUUAUGAAUGAGCCCGACCCUCUGUCCUUUACGUUUCAUCCUCCUCCUCCUCCUCACCUUCUUUUCUUUUCUUUUUCCUUCUGGUGUUUGUUAAAUAGUGGAUUAAACAUUUGUCUUUUUCCAGGGAGGGACAGAUACAUUUUCAGGUCUUUUGUUUUUUAAAGCGGGGGUUUGUAAAGGCACACACACACGAACACACACACUCAUACAAAGUCUCCUUGGCACUUGUCCUCUUCUUUUCUCCUUAUUUUGUUAAUUUCGAGUAGAUUCUGUUUGUUGUUGUACUGUUAAUUCUGAAAAUCCUGUUUUUGUAAUAAAAUUAAAAGGAACUCUGGUACUUUCAGGCUCCGUGUCUUUCUUUGUGAAAACUCGCCGCUCUCUUCGUGAACAACCUGAAGUGUGCGAAUUUUGUUGUCGACUGUUGGAAACUUGUGUAGAGUUUAUGCUUGUGAAAAAUGAUGUUGUGAUGUUACAUGUUUUUCUCAAUGUCAUUGAAAUCACUGUGUCGUGAGUCUAAACCUAUAGUUCUGCUGCUUUAGAUUUAGACUCCCGGGGUUUUCUGUCUGUUCCUCUCUCUCCUCUCUCCUUCAGAUCUUUAUGUCCCGUUUAAGUUACUAACAAGAUCUCUCUGAAUGUCCUCGAGUCUCUUAGGUUUCUCUUGACUGAUGCUGCAGACAUGAUCGUCAACCUCACUGACAUCAAUAACAUAAAUCUAGAGUAAACUACCAUCGGACCUGCCAACUUUAGUCACCUAACAUAGUCCAUAAUUACGUAUUUCUUUGUCCUGUACAUUAAAGUCAUAUCCUUCUAUUUAAGUUACUAACAAGAUCUCUGAAUGUCCCUGAGUCUCUUAGGUUCUUCUGGACUAAUGCAGACGUUCUGUUGUGGACCUGCCUGACUCCAGCUGUAUCAUCUAUGAUUGUCCACCUCAGGCCUUGAGCUCCUCCACCUCUUAGGUUCCUCUGUAGUCAUGAAUGUGAAGAUCAUAAAUCAAGAGUAAACUGCCAUUGCACCUGCCAACUUUAAUCAACUUAAAUUAAACAAAGUCUAUAGUUCCUUCUUUGUCCUCUACGUUGAAGUCGUAUCCUCCUAUUUAAGUUACUAACAAGAUUUCUCUGAAUGUCCCCGUCUCCUUCUUCUCUUAGGUUCAUCUGGACUGUUGCUGCAGACAUGAACGUCAGCCUCACCGACAUUAAUAACGUAAAGCUAAAAUCAACUACUAUUCGGCCUGCCGACUGUAAUCACAUCAAAGUAAUUUCACAUAGUCCAUAAUUACGUAUAUCCUAAUCCUGUAAACUGAAUUCCUUUUGUUUAAUCUUUACUUACUCCGCAACCACAACUCUGUAUGAGCUGUUGUUGUUUUUGAUGUUGCUGUCUCUCUCUUUGUAUUUCUCUUUCUUUCUUUAUUUCUCUCCAGCCCAGCAGUGGCGAGGUGGCUGUCUUACAUGAGUCUGGUCCUGCCCAAGGUUUCUGCCUGUUAAAAGGUAGUUUUUUUGUUUUUUUUCUUGCCACUGUCACUUAUGAUGGAUGAGAUGGGUCAACUCUGUCUCAUCUGAAGGUUGGGUCUUAGUAAUUCAUGAGACAAUGAGCGUGGUCUAGACCUGCUCUUUUUUAGGAGAGCGUCUUUGGAUGACGACUGUUGUGAGUUGCAACACAGGGCAGUUUGACCUCUUGACACUGAAUAUUUUUGCUGCUUUUAAUUGGAGAUAUUUUAAGUUGUGCCUAAUCUCUUUUGUGUUAAUGAACCUCCAGGCUGCUUUACAGAGGAACCUGUUCUUCUUUGGGGAAUCACGUCCUGUCACUCUGUCAGGACUUUAGUUUCCACUCCUCUUUGACUGAAACGACCUCUUUUUAAAUGUUGGACCUGCUUGUGCGUGACAGGUCAGUGACGACUGUUUGUUUGCAGCCUGUUAGAAGAGGAACUACACCAGAGAGCACAAGUGAGUCAAACUAUCAACUUUCUUUUCAAUUUGAGUCAUAAAUGGAAUCAAAUGUCUUUCUUUCUUAUUUUCAAAAGCGAAUUUUAAAUAUUUGAAUAGUAUUUUUUAUGAAAAUAGGCAAUCCUGUUUCUGUAAAAGUUCAGUUUAAGUUCUGUGUCUUAUUUAUCUACGUAUGUAACUGUAUCUUGUGUUUGCUGCCUCUUGACCAGGACUCCCUAGAAAAAGAGGUUCUUAAUCUCAUUGGGAUAUUUCUUGGAUAAAUGAAAAUAAAAUCAAAUCCAAGCCUUUCAAAAUCAAAUCCACAAGUCUGUCAGUGCAGAUUUUAAAGUUUUUCAUUCCAGGAACAAAUUGAAGAAUCAAAAGAUAAAGUUCAAGAGAGAUCACUUCAUUUCAGAGCUUUAGCAUUUACAAAGCAGUAGAAGUUACGACCUUCAAACUCGCACUGUGUUGUUGUAAAAGAUCCAUUAUGCUGAUUUCAUCCUAUUUAUGCAAAGUUGAAUUGCCCACCUUUGAUGAUGUGAUAUAAAGUCAUGGUUUUAUAGGUACAAUCUGAAAACAUUAAGAAGCAUUCCUGAGGUAAGUACCUGAAUGACUGAACUUUCAGCACAUCGACACUUAAAAGCACCCGGUGAAAGUCACAGACACAGAGGGUUCUCGAUUGAAUCUGGUGGGUGGAGAGGUGUGGGUUCACUUCCUGGGCACUGCCAAGAUGCACUGAUUGUUUGAGGGGUUCAUUUGUGCGCAGGCUCUAAAUCUGCAAGUUUCUCCAUCAUGGGAUGAAUAAAGGUUGAUCUUAUCUGACAUCUCUCUUCUAUUCUAUUAUUCUUCUAUUAAACAAGUUUAUACCUCUUCCUACUCCUUUUUGCUCAUGUAAGCUGAGGGUUGUAAAAAAAUUAGAGGAUUGCAGAUUCAGCUACUGUUUUGUUUUUUGUUUUUUCUGUCAGUCACUUAUUUGUAUUUUUAACUGUUUUAAGUUUCAUUUCUGUGAUCGUAAUAAAUAUAUCUCUAUGAAUGUCUAAUCAAGGUAAAAUAUGACAUCUAAGUUGCAGGAAAAAAAGGACAGCUAAUCAGACAUGAAGUGGAGGUUGUCUGUUCUUCUGUUUUUCAUGGGUAAGUAUGAAAAAACAAUUCCAAAUAUCCUCACCUUCUCUAUGAGCGUCGAGACUUAGGCCUCUGGUGAUUCUACAAUGAAUGAUUGAAUUUAUUUCAAACAUCUGUACAAAGAAAAAAAUAAAAUAAAUAGAAAAGUGAAUUUACAAUAAAAAGCAGAAUUUUGUUACAUCAGAAAAGGGCAAAAUCUUGAGAAAAUUAUGUUGACUGGUGCACGACUUACAACUGCAGGGGAAAUAUUUGAAAGGAUUAGUCUAAAAUGUUUGUACAAAGAGUCGUGCUUCUUAUGGGAUUAAGCCUAAUGUCUCGGAAUCUACCUCUAGGCAGGGUUCCUACGCAAGUAUGGAAAAAUAUGAACGUAAUUUGAUCAAUGUCCAGGUCUUAAAAAGUAUGGUAAAUGAAAAAUAAGGUAUUGAAAGAUAUUUAUGUUUCCAGACUAUUACCACAGUAAUAAAAAUACUGUUUUCUAAAAUAGAAAAACAGUUAUUCCCAAAAAUAAUUUUAAAAAGUAGGGUAUGGAAAAGUAUAGAAAUUCCAACUAUGUAGAAACCCUGCUCUAGGCCUUUCAGGUCUAAGAAAGAAAUUUUGUUGUUGACCACAUGUAUAUUCAAUAAGAUAAAUAAAAGAUGAAAUAUUAGCAUAACCAUAUAAUAAAACAUAUUGGCCUUGGUGUACCUUAGUCUUUACCAAUUCGCAUUUUUAAGCACACUAAAACACUUCUCUAAGAUAACUCAUUGAUAAGUAUAAUUUAGUGUCAUCUGCAUAGCAGUGAAAGUUUAUGGAGUGUUUCCUCAUGAUUUUACAUAGAGAAAGCAUUGAUGGAGUAAAAAUAAUAGGUCCAAGUACUGAACCUAGUGGUACUCCAUGGUAAACCUUUGUGUGCACUGAAGUUAUUUAGUUUAAAGGUACAAAGUGGGAUCAAGCUGGUUAGUUGUAUCCAAUGCAGCCCAGACGAACGCAGAGAGAAGUCCAAAUCUUCAAAAGUAAGUCGGGUAAAUUUGUUGUCUAUCAUCCCUUCCAUCCACAGGGCUGUGUCCUCUCAAUGUCUGCCUUCCUCCUAAGUACAACUUCAUCAGUGAGACCCUGACUUGGUUGAAGGCACAGACAUACUGCAGGGAACACUACACAGACCUGGCCACCAUCUACGACAUAGAAGACAUGAACCGGCUUGUGAACACAGCUCAGGACUCUACUGGAGGCUUUACAGGGAAGGCUUGGAUCGGUCUGCAUGAUAAUCUAACCAGCUGGAAGUGGCCUUUUUCAAGCGUUAGAUACUAUGGAGAGAAAGAGGGUGACUACAGGAACUGGAACGUGUCUCAGCCAGACAACUUCCUAGGAAACCAGAUGUGUGUGAGGAUGAUGAGAAGAGGGUUUUGGGAUGACUUGCAUUGCUUCCUGAAACUCACCUUCAUCUGCUACGAUGGUCUCAGUCCAUGUUCUAUUAAUAUAUUUAUGGUAUGACACCAAGUUAUACUUAUGUAUUGUUUUGUCAUCAACACUGACUGAUGUCCUUUUCGUCCUCAGGGUCAGCUGGUUCCACUCAGCGUUUCAUUUUUGUCAGGAGGAAGUUGAACUGGUUUGACGCUCAGCGUUACUGCAGGAGACACUACACAGACCUCGCCAGGGUUAGGAAUGAGGAGGAGAACCAGGAAAUUUAUCAUUUGGCCAAAAACAAGACCGUCUGGAUUGGCCUCCAUAGGUCUAGAAUGAGUCACAUGAGUCAAUUAGUUUGGUAAUGUUAUGUGUAACGGUCUAAAUGCUUUAGCUAAGUUAAAUCAAUGUGGUUUUUUUUAAAGGAACCGGGAAUGGUCAGAUCAGAGCGACUCAACCUACCGCUACUGGAAGCGUGGACAGCCUGAUAAUGCUGGAAAAAAGGAAAACUGUACGGCAUCUGAUUUGGGCAAUGCAGGUCUUUGGUCAGAUGAACUAUGCAGCAAGAAGCUUCCUUUUAUCUGUUACGGGGAAAAAAGUUAGUGAGUUUGCUCUAGUUUUGGUGAAAACAUUGAAUUCUUGUACUUCUAGCUCUACGCUGUUUUAAUUUUGUCAUAACAAACCACAGAUGUAUCUCCAGCGCUUCUGACUUGGCUACUGUCAAGAAGAGAUCUUCUAUAUACAUGUGGUUUUUGACUUAAAGAGGAUUGCAGUGCAAAAAGUUUUCUAAAAUAUUUUGUAAUAAGGAGUUUUGAUAAAAUCUGUUCACAUUAUUUGCACUUUUUAUUCUUUAGUUAUUUAUAAUUUUGACAUUGCAGAGGAAAAACCAGAUGUGCCAGUUUUGUCAACCACUACAACAGACACCCCAAACAAGAUAACCACUACUACUUCAUUGAUAACCUCAUCUGUGAAGUCUCUGAACCCAGGACUUGGUCAAGCAGCAUCCACUCCUGGUGAGACAAAUAAACUUUUUGAUUCCUGUUACAUAUUAAUUAGAAAUGGAAAGAAGCUAAACAGUGACCCCAGGGGAACGCCUCGUAUGGUUUGGUUGGAGGAGGGAGAUUUUACCUACCUUUUUAGAAAAACAUUUCAUGGCUUGCUAGAGUUCCAAGAUUUUUGAUGUAUUUUUUUGAGUUGGAAAUUUUUUAUCUUGUCAUUGUAAAAAAUAUUUGCUGUUAUUUUCUAACAGAAGACACAAAGAUGCAACAGAUGUCCAGCUCAACAGUGACUCCAAACAAAGGAACGACCACCACUAUAAAAUUGACGACGGGUCAUGAAAAUUCAAAGAUGGUCGUAUCAACAGAACCUUCAAUCCUAGAUAGUUACCAAACAAAACCCAUUACGAGUAAGUGUUUUACAACCUAUGAAUAUCAUACCUAAUAUAUGUAAUGUCAUUACUUCAAACCUUGUACCAUGUCUCCUUCCUGAAGGGGAAGCUUCAAACUGGCCACCUCUCAACCCAACCACCACCAUAAUGACCCCACAUAGAGAAACCACCGGCACAUAUGUGUCAACCACUGGUUAUUUUGACACUAAGUCCAUUCCAUUUGAACAGCCUUCAAACCCGGACACGGACCAAGCAAGACCCACCAGUAUUUUAAUUUUGUAUUUAUGACUAGUGAAAGGAUAGUUUCACUGCUUUUCUCUCUUUCUUCUUGAUCAUUAACUACAUAUAAGUUUCCAAAAGUCACACUGACACUUUUCUUUGAAUAGUAAAGGGUCUAAAUAAUCUAUGAUUUAAAUUGGAAUUCAUGCUGUACUUAUUUCUAAAACAAUUUCAUCAACUUUUGGACUUCCUUCAGACCUCUUGUGUCUAAAUUGCCGUGACAACGUGCCAGUGCCUUGAUAUAAAUGUCCAUGUUCUCCAUCCACAGGGUGUCCUUUCACAGGCUGCCCUCCUCAUAAGUACAACUUUAUCAGUAAGACCCUGACUUGGUUGAAGGCACAGACAUACUGCAGGGAACAGUACACAGACCUGGCCACCGUCUACAACAUAGAGGACAUGAACCGGCUUGUGAACACGGCUCAAGACUCCACUGGAGGCUUUACAGGGAAGGCCUGGAUCGGGCUGCAUGACAACCUCACCAGCUGGAAGUGGUCCUUUUCAAAUAGUGGAUAUUAUGGAAAUAAAGAGGGGGACUACAGGAACUGGGAUUUUUUUCAGCCGGACAACUUCCUAGGAAACCAGAUGUGUGUGAAGAUGUGGAGAGAAGGGUUUUGGGAUGACUUGCUGUGCUCCCUGAAACUCACCUUUAUCUGCUAUGAUGGUAAGAGUUAUGGAUAAAUACACAGUUACCGUAACAUGCAGUUACCUUCCCACACUUACUGAUGUCCUUUUCUUUUUCAGAGACAGCUGGUUCCACUCAGCGUUUCAUUUUUAUUGGGCGCCAUCUGAACUGGACCGAUGCUCAGCAGUAUUGCAGGAGGCACUACACUGAUCUGGCCAGUGUAAGGAAUGAGAAGGAGAACCAGGAAAUUCAACAUUUGGCCAAAACCAGAAGCGUCUGGAUUGGCCUCUAUAGGUCUGGAGUUACAUGGUGGUUGUUUGAUGUAAAACUGAUUAAAUGCUUUAGCUAAGUUAAAGAAUUUUUUUUUUUUUUUUUUAAGGACCCGGGAAUGGUCAGAUCAGAGUGACUCAACCUACCGCUACUGGAAGCAUGGACAGCCUGAUGAUGCUAGGAUAGAGGACAACUGCACGGCAUCUGAUUUGGGCAAUGCGGGUCUUUGGUCAGAGGAACUAUGCAACAAGAAGCUUCCUUUUAUCUGUUAUGGGGAAAAAAGUGAGUGAUUUAGUUUCACUUAAACUAUUUAACUCUUGUUUGUCUAGUUCUAUGUAGUUUUAUUUUCAUCAUAACAAACGACGGACGUAUCUCCAGCAUGUUUGACUUGGAAAACAUCAAGAAUACAUCUUUCAUGUCGCAAGUCUUUUUUUCUACAACCUCUACAUUGCAGAAGAAAUCCCAGAUCUACCAUUUUCAUCAACCACUACACUCAUUACCCCAUACAAGGCGACCACCACCGAAGAAGACUUCACUGCUGCAACGACGACUUCAUCUGUGCAGCCUCCAACCUCAGCACUGAAUAACGUAGCUUUCACUCCUGGUAAGAUGGAUGCAUUUGUUGCCAAAGUUGAAAAUCAAAACUGUGAUGAUGUCUAGGUAGCUUCACAUAGGCGAAGAAGAAUUUCCUUAUACUUGGAAAAAAGCCCCAAGGCACAGAGCUGGAAUCUAGAUGUACAUAUUUUUUCAUUUCCUCACUGUCCUGUCUCUUUUGGACGGGUUUUUGUCGAAGUAGGACCAUGGACAUCUUUUAAAUCAUGAUAAUCAUUGGAAAAGUACUGCAGUUUAAAUCAAAAGAAAGUAUGAUAAUUGAAAAUAGAAAAGGCCAUUUUGACCUUUGGUUAACUUGAGAAAGAACUGUACCAUCUUAAAUGACAAGUUCUGAAAUUAGACCGCCUAGCUCUCAUUGUGAUGCUAUACUGGGGCAAAAGUAGUCUACCCUCGAAACUAGUCCUAUUAAAUAUUCUGGGUAUUUUUGUCUUUACACUUAAUUCUCUCAGUUCAAUGACUACUUCAUUUGAAGACCAAACAAAAACCAUUACCUGUUAGUAGAACCGACUGUUUCCACACACUCUGUUUGAAUUCAGUGUUUUAUUCACUUUCUCCUCUAUCACAGUGACUUUAAAUAAAGGAACCCCGUCUGACACAAAACCCACGAUUGGAUACAGCAGUGCAGGGGUUAACCCGUUACACCAGACUGGUACUGUUACCAGUUAGUGAAUUAUAUUAUGUUUUCUUUUUUUGUAGUGAAGUCUUUGGAUGUCUCCAAAACGCCAAACUGGACACUUUUUUCCACUUUUGUCUAAACAACAGAACCAAACCAUGUUAAAAUAUAAGUGUAUGUCAUUGUGGUAAUAUUGCUUCCUUUAUAACCAUCUCUUUUCCACUCAUUUUGAAGAUGAAACUCCAAACAGGCCACAUUUGAUCACUUCCACUACAAGUACCAUAUUGACCCAGUAUACAGGAACCACCACUGAAUCCACCACUGGUGUCCCCCACAGUGGUUUCCCUUCUGAACAGCCGUCAACCCCACAUACAAGAUCUAUUACAGGUGAGAAAUAGCUCCUUUUACGUACUAAUGGUGGUGCUUACCGAGCAUCCUGUGAACCAACCGUCUCCACUCUGCAGAUGAAACUCCAAACUGGCCACAUUUGUCCACAACCACUAAAAGAUGUCUGUGUCCAUGCCACUGUACGGAUCAGUCAGAAUCAUAUGUCGUGACAGAGAACACAUCACUUAGACCGCCUACAACUACAGAGAUGGACAAGGACAGAACCGGGACAGAACCAACCGUCGUUCACCGUAGCACAAAGCACAUGUCGAUUGGGGAUCCUCUAUCCACACAAUCCUACCAAAGACAAACCAUCACCAGUGAGUAGAUCUAGUUUUAAAUGUCACAUGUACAAAGUCUUUCCCAUGUACAUAUAACACCAGAGAAGCAGGGCUAUCACGGGGGUUUAGAAAUUAGUGAGGUCAAGAUUUUUGUCUCUGACACUAUGUUCACAAAAUCGAUUUAUUGCAUCAGUGCAACUGAAACUGGACUUUUAAAAUACUUGUGCAGCAUACACUUGAGUUUGCCGAUUGUUUUGGUACUUGAACUAGUUAGUCCCGUAUCAGGGGUAAACUCCUAAGAACAACCUUAAAACACAGGUUCACCAAACAAUGCCAGCGUCAAGUGAAUAAAACUUCUUUUGGUUGUUUAUUGUGAGACUCAAUGAAGAAAUUCUUUAAAUAGACACAACAGACAAGAACCACUACCGGUGAGGAGGAUUUGAUUAUAGAUUAUAGAUUGGUUGUGGGUUGUUAAACCAAAGAGUAUCCAUUUUGCAGAUGGGACUCCCAACACGUCACCUGCUUCCACUACCGUCAUGACUACCACAGAGACCCCAAAUGGAUUACCGACCAUAGACUCUGGAUUAACAACUGGUCAAGCCAGUGAGGAGAUCACCUCAAAAGAUCGGCUUUCAACCACAGAAGUUGACAAAACAACAACAGUGACUCCAGAGAAAAGUGUCCAAACUGACAUAAACCCAACCACCAGACCUAUUUUCUCAUCUAAACAACUUUCAACCCCAACUCAGAAGAUGUUACCCACGUCUACGACUGGUCCCAGCAUUACACUGACUCCUACUGAGAGAACCCUUGCCCAAAGAAAAUCAACCUCUGCUCAUGGCAGUAUCAAGGAGACCUCAUCUGGCCAAACUUCAACGACAAACGGAGACCAAACAAGACACACAACUGGUGAGCAAAAUUGAUUUGAUUACAUUCAGUAUCUUUAUAUCAAUUAUUGCAUCAGUCUGACUGAAACUGGGUUUAUAUAAAUACAUUGAAGAAAACCAGGUAAUUUUGGGAGUUGUUCAUGUUUUCACCAUUUAACAUACGACCAGUUAGCCACUUGCUAAUUUGUGUGUUGAUUGUUUUGGUGUAUGACAUGAUUGGUCAGUCAAGAGAUGGCCCAAUAGCAAAGAGCUGAAAGAGGAACCAUCACCAUGCCUUUCUUCAUAUUUUGGUUCUCACUGGGUGGUUGUAAACUGGGACAAGGACAGUAUUCUACCAAAAUCAGCUAAUCCAGCCUUAACCAUAGAUAGUUCUUCACCUAUAGAUGAUUGAUGGUUGAAAUUCUGUAGCCUGAGAAUCUCCAUUUUGCAGGCGAAUCUGAAAACUGGCCCCUGUCUUCACCCAUCACUAAGGGUCCCCUAAAUAAAGCUGCGACAAACAAGGUAGAUUUAACAACUUUACAUGUCAGUGGAGACAAAACCUCACUGAGCCAUCCUGCAACCACAGAGCAAAGAAAAAACAGUGAGUUAAAGUAGACUUUGGUGAUAUUGAUCAAGUUAUUGUCAAGUCCAAUCAAUUAAAAUGUUUCUGUUGCAUAGAAGAAACUCCAAACAAGCCACACUUGUCCACGACCAGCACUCCAGUGACCCCAGUCAAAGAAACAACCCAUCACAGAAUACCAACCAGCAUUAGUAUCAGCUCUCCUGAACAACCCUCAACCAGAGAAGUUCACCAAACAAGGAUCAUGACCAGUGAGUGGCACAAUUCUGUCUUGGAAACAUAUUUAACAGUGUCGGCCAACCCUUUUAAUUCUGAUGCUUUGUUAUUGUCUGCUUCUAUUGUAGAGGCACCAAACACCUCAAUGAUAGCAGCCACCACAGUGUUUCCAGGUAAAGGAAUAACCCCCAUCAGUCAGCCUUCAACCUCAGAGUCAGACAAAACAGGAGCUGUCACAAGCGCUUACGUGACAACUCCCGAAAAAAGGACCCGAGAUGACCCAAAGCCAACCGCUGGUCCUCUUAUCUCACCUACGCAGCCUUCAACCCCGACUCAGAACAAACCACUAAAAUCCAAGACAACAGUCAACAGCAGAGUGACCACAAAUGAGAGAACCAGCCCUCAAACCAAAUCAACUAUCGACCCUCAAAGUACAGAGAUCAACCCAUCUGAGCUGCCGUCCACCUCGCAGGUCCCUGACCCUCAAACCAGGACAAGUGAGUGAUGUUGCUAAUGGUCUUGUGUGUGGAAUAAGCCACAGAGAAGCAACAAAACAAUUUACUCAUGGUUUAAAAGAGUUUUUGGUCACAUCAAGGUUACAAGAUAAGCAAAUCAAAGGCACAGUUGACUUAACAGACAGGCAGUCGUACGAGGAGGAUGAAGGCCUGUCUCUGGUCAAAUGAGUCCCCUUACGUCUCCACAAAGACAGAGUUGUUGCAGAGAGAAAUGUAAUGUAUGGCGGCUCGCUUCGGCAAAAAAAAGAAUUUGAAAGCAUGUUUUGAACCAUAAAUGCAGUCCUGAAUUGUUGCAUCUGUAAUGAGUUAUAAAAUAAUCUCUAUUCAGGAAACAGUUCCUCUACAACCUUGUCAUUGACUUAUUUUUCCAAGAUAUAAAGAUAAAAUAACCACGUCUCAGCCACCUGUAACCGUAAAUACUGUGGUUGCUUUACGAAGGUGAAAUCCAACAGCGGCUGUUGACUUCCACCACCACCAAGACGACCCAAAACAAAAGAUCUGCCACCAAAACUAAGUCAACAACUGGUGAUGCUGAUCUAGUGGUUACAUCAUUUAAGCCGCCCUCGAUCACAAAAACCACUGCAAGUGAGUUAAAUUGUUUUUUUAGUUCAAUUGUGGAUUGUGUUCUUGCAAUGUGUGACCACUUGCAUAAGUCUCUCCUAAACAUUGUGGACUUCAAACCCCAUACUUCUGUUUUUCAGCGGAAACUUCAAGAAAGCCACCUUUGACCACCAUAAAAAUGGAAAUCCCAACUCCAAGACCUACCAGUGACACAAAAUUGUCAACUGCCCACCUCAGAAAAGCCUCAUCAGACAAACAACCAACCACAAAGGCAGACAAAACAAAAACCUCUAUCAGUGAGUAACACUGAUUUUAGUUAUGGUAGCUAGAGUUCUGAGUCGUAUAACUGAACCACCAUCAUAGUGAUAAAAAGUAAAAGAACCACCAUAUCUCCUUAUAUUUCACAGUUAAAACUACGAACAAAUCACUUCCAUCCACCACCGAACCAAGCAGAAGAACCACAACUAACACGAAAUCAACCACUUCUUAUCCUAGAACAGAGUUUCCCUCAUUUAAGCAGCCUUCAACCACAGAGGUCCAAACCAGAACCACUCUCAGUAAGUUAGACUGCUUUCUUCGUUUGAAAGAUAUUAAACAACUGGGAAAACAGUUGGGUUUUUACUUGAUGGAACUCAAAACUACUCAACUAUCUUGAUCAUAGAGAUCCAAAACAAAAGAAUUACUACUGAUGUGGUCUCAGGGAAGCAGUCCUCAACAGCAAAGCAGGACCAAACACAGACUGUUACCAGUGAGUUUAUGUUUUUACUCGCCCUGUGAAUUCCAUGUUUCCAGUUUGGUAAUUAAACGUGUCAAACAAGACUGUUUUCUACCACCUCCUUAGUGACACCAGUUAUAGAGUCCACCGCCAGAAGUGCAGAACCAACCACCGGUCCUGUCAGUUCAGAGCCUACCCACUUUAAAAAGCUUUCAACCCCACAAGUGGAACAAGCUAAACCCACAACAGGUAAGUAAUACUGAAAGGGGGGCUUUCAUAACUUUUUAUUAUGCUUACUUUUACAAGCAUGCGUCCACUUUGCAGGUAGACCUCCAAAUGUUCCACUGACAUCCGUCCCUAUAACCUCAGUAACCAAAAGAAAGGGAACCACAGCCAAGACUCAAUCAACCACCAGUCAUGUCAGCACCGAGGAGUACCAAACACAAACAACUACCAGUAAGUUUGAUAACUUUUUAAUGGUUCGAUAAUGGUUCAAACUGUUGGAUGCCUUGUUAACAUCAUGACUACCACUACCUCAGACUCCCAUAACAAAAGAACUACCACCAAAACUGAAAGCACCACUGGUCUUCUUCAUACAAUCUCCUCAUCAUCUGAGGAGCAAAAAGGAACUGUUACCAGUAAGUGGAUCUACUGUACUCGUUAAUUCCCAAGUUUAAUUAACGGUUAAAAUUUUGACCUAUGUUGUUACAUCAUUUUUUUCCAUUGAGCAGCUGGUGAUCCAAACAGGCCACUUUUGUCCUCUUACACUACCAGCACCACACUAAACCCAAUAAAGAGAACCACUAAUGGCGUUGAAGCAGCUACUGACCAUGUCAGUACAGAGAAGACAUCGUCUGAACCGCAAUCAACCACCGAGGUUCAGCAGACUAGACCCACUACCAGUGAGUGACAUUUCUUGUCUCGUCUUCCUGUAAUGCUAGUGGUUACAUUGCACCUGAUAAAUGUCAUUAUUAUUUUGAAAAUAAAACUCUGAACAAAUAAGUUGACGCUACCAUAACUGUCACCACUUCAGCAACCCCAGGUCUAAGAGCUACCACUGAGACAGAACCAACCAGUGAUGGUCAAAGCACAGAGAUCACAACAUUUGGACAGCCUCCCACGAAAGAAAUCUACCAAACAAAUAUGAUAACUGGUAAUUAUUUUUACAUACAGCUACCUCGCAGCUAAAAUGUGACAUAUGUUUCCCAUAUUUUAGCAUUUUAAUAAACAAUACACAAACUUAUGCUAACCCCUAAAAAACACAAUCUAUAUGUACUUUAAUUUUGAAGACUAAAGAAUUAAACCCUGACUUGGACAUAGUGAAGUUGGCUCUAAGGAGGCAGUUUUUUAAAAGUCCAAGGGGACCGAGUAAUGACCCCUGGGGAACACCUUAGCCUAUACUGUAUAUUUCCUGCUGCUUUAUUUUCCUUUAGGAUACGACUUAAAGCUACAGCUGUUUAUUUUAUCUUCUAAAAUUUACUCUGUGUUGUUGUUUAAAGAUCUAAUGUGACUCCAAAUUAUUCGUCUUUGUGUCCAAUUUUUAGACCGAACUCCUUCACCAGCUAUAACUGCGACAAAAAGUGAAGAGACCACUUCUGAUAGUCAACCAAUCACUAGCCUUUUAAGCACAGUCUUGAUCUUAACUGGGCAACCUUUGACCUAUGGGACAGACCAAACAAGACCUUCACCCAGUGAGUUCCAUUACAUAUUAUACAUUUUCACUGGUAGCAGGAAUUGUGAAACCACAUAUGUGAGUUAGGUUUUUGUUUAAUUUACAGGUUCAUUAGGGUUGUUUUUAAAUUUAUAUGAAUUUUGUAGGUGAAAUGCAAAAGACGCACCAUUUAUCCAUGACCACAACCACAGAGCAUAGAGUGACAACCAUUGAGAGACCCUCAACUAGCACAGAAUCCACCUCUGGUAUGUCAAGUGAAUCACUAAUGGAAGAAAUGGUUCAUUAAAAAAUUGGCCUGAAACCUUGUGAUUAACUUAAGUCCAAAUCUAAUUUCCCAAUCCUAUAAAAGAAAAUUCAAACUCACUCGUUGCCACGUCAGAGAAGCCUUUCACCCCAGAUGUGGACCAAUCGGGACUCUUUACUGGUGAGUAAAACUUCAUAAUUUUCACGAACGGGGAUAUUUCCAUGUCUUUUGCAUCCUUUAUUGUAAUUUUGCCGAUACAUUGCCCAACCAGACAGCCUACUUUCAAAACAAACUCAUCAACCACAGGAUUCCAAAUUCAGCAGUUUUUACUUUUAAAAGUGGAGCAAAUGUGACACAUUUCUUAAGAGGAAAACACGAUUCUGUUGCUCAUUCAAAUUUUAUGUUUAUCUAUUUAGCAAUAGCCAAAGUUUCCAUAAAUGUUAUUGCUUGUAGACGUUGCAAUGGUCGUGCCAAAGUUGACCCAGUUCCCGACUUUAAAACGGCCAUUUACAAACUUUUACAACACUGCGUUUGUGUUUUUCCGGAAGUAAUUCAGUCACGGUUGUUUGUUUUUGGCAGAUUAUGUGGUUAUCCUGGGAGUGAAACUUACAUCUGAAACACAGUUGAGUGAAGAUGACCUCAAAGAGUUGGUAACAGUGCAGGUGAGACGAGAAGAUGAGACCACUUAAAGCAGUUAAUGUUUUUUCUUUCUUUUCCAUUUUGAAUAUAAAGCAGUUGAUCACAUUACUUGCUCUGAAGUUUGAUGUAGCAUUUUAUAGUUGAAUUGCGAAUUGAAAUCUUUGUGCUUUGCCAGUUUCGCAAUCUCCUGAUCGAGAGAGGCCUCCCUCCGACCAUUAAGGUUGGCCUGAUGAGACGACUGAAGUAA